Molecule: messenger RNA, 1290 nt
Organism: Prunus mume (Japanese apricot)
Lineage: Eukaryota; Viridiplantae; Streptophyta; Magnoliopsida; Rosales; Rosaceae
Source: RefSeq, a predicted model, not a curated record
UUCGCAGAGGUUCUCAGAUGGGCCGGCCUCGACAGCUACAAGAUCCAGCCCAAAGUCUGAUUGCCCUUCUAUGAAAUGCUCAAGUUCUACAAGGAUGUUAUGCGCAUGUUCCUUCUCGUUGUUGGCCAUUUUCAGCUCGUCUCUUACCCUUCUAUACAGAUAAUAGGGAUUCGAACGGGAUCGCCAUUGCCUUCUGGAUGGGAGAAGCUUUUCCAAUUGUUAGUUUAUUUCUUGGUAGAAGAUUAUACCAACUACUGCAUUCACAGAUUUUUGCAUAGCAAAUUGGGGUAUGAGAAAAUCCACAGAGUUCACCAUAAGUACACUGCUCCAUUUGGGUUUGCAACACCAUAUGCUCCUGGCCACAUGGUCACAUUCUGGUUGUGGAGCAGAUUGGGGCCAUUGAAAACACGCAGCGGUGAUGACUUCCCCUGGCGGUGCUAAGUACCACGAUUACCAACACUAUAUUGGAGGACAAAGCCAUAGCAAUUUUGCUUCAGUUUUCACCUGCUGUGAUUACAUUUAUGGAACUGACAUGGUAUGCUUUUCUAAUGAUCUUAGCUGAUUGAUUUGGCAAUCAUUCACUCUUGAUCAAUUCCAAUAGGGAUACAGGUAUCAGAAGAAGAUCCUUACGAAGGUAAACCUGCAAAACCUUUUCUCCUGAGAUUAUCAAUUGGUUGCUUCCAGGACUACUUUCACACUUUCCCCAUAUUUUGCUUACGGCCUUAGGCAACCGCCUCUGACCCCAACCAUGCAUUAUCUGUCAGUUAUAAAAUUGAAUUGGCAUGACAGGUCUUUUUAUCUUGGAUUUUGCAUUUGUUUCUCCCGUCUAACCAAUCUCGGUGAUCCAUAUCAGUUGAAAGAGGAAAGUUUUGGUGUCCAAAACAGUGGUUCAUAUAAUAAUUCUACUGUAGAUCUUAAAUCUGAUUAGCAUGGAGACUGCGUAACCUUGCCUGCAGAAAUGCCCUUUCGGUAUUGUUCUCACUGGUGACAACUCUACGAAACAUCUGAUUUUCAAGUUGACAUCACCAUGCUAGGGUGGUAAAGUAGAAGCUUUUAGUGGCUCAGGGGCAGAUUAACUUUGGGUUUUUCAGAGUUGUGAUUUUGGGUAGCUUCAGAGAGAGAAGGGGUGGGGAUGGAUUUCAAAAUCAGUUAGAUUGUAAGGUUCAGAGUCCAGACUUGUGUUUUUGGCAGUAUGUUCAAAUUAUAAUAUUAUGAACUCGUGCAGUGUUUGUGAUCCCGAAAUUUAAUUGCCGGUGUUUCUUUAGCCGGAGUAUGAAAUCAAAAUAUGAA